UAGUUUAAAACAAGCGUUUGGAACACAACCAGAAGGAUGAACGUUAAAAACGUCAGGCUAGCGGUUGGUCAGUUUUAGUCCAUUCACACGUCUUUAACCGGUUUUAAUACAUAAUGGUUGUUUUUAUAAGGAUCUCUGGCUGAAAUAUAUGACCUAAGGUCAUUUUUAAUCAUGGGGAAAUAUGAGGUUAUAGAGGUUUAAAACAAAACGCACACACGCACGAGACCUGCAGAGAGCCAGGCUAGGUGGCUAACAGAGGUGUUUAGUAAACAGAAGGUAAAAUGGCGGAUGAGGAUUUCUUGCUCGCUCUCCAGCUGCAGGAACAGUUUAAUAAUGAGCUCUCGGCUUCUGUAUGGAGCGACGACAACAGUGACAGCUAUCCCCUGAGCAAAAAGAGGAAAGUGGAGAAGUCUGAAUGGAGCGUGGGGUCAUAUUCCCGGCCUGUCCAGCCUGAAAGGCCGCUGUCUAUAGUGGACGAGUCGUGGGAGGUGCUGGACCCCAAUCCAGAUGUUCGAGCCAUGUUCCUGCAGUUUAACGAGAUGUUCUUCUGGGGGAAACUCAGCGGAGUUGAAGUCAAAUGGAGCCCUAGGAUGACACUAUGUGCAGGCGUGUGUUCGUAUGAGGGCAGAGGAGGUCUGUGUUCCAUCCGUCUCAGUGAACCUCUACUAAAACUCAGACCUCGGAAAGACCUAGUAGAGACGCUCCUUCACGAGAUGAUCCACGCCCUGCUGUUUGUCACGCAGAACAACCGAGACCGGGACGGACACGGGCCGGAGUUCUGCAAACACAUGAACCGAAUAAACCAAGCCAGCGGAACUAAAAUCUCGAUUUAUCACUCCUUCCACGACGAGGUGGACGUGUACCGGCAGCACUGGUGGCGCUGUAAUGGGCCGUGUCAGAACCGCAAGCCGUUCUUCGGCUACGUGAAGAGGGCGAUGAACCGAGCGCCAUCAGCCAGAGACCCCUGGUGGGAGGACCACCGGAGAACGUGCGGAGGAACGUACACAAAGAUCAAAGAGCCGGAGAAUUACGGGAAGAAGGGGAAGAGCGAGGAGGAGAAGAAAGACAAGAAUGCCUUGAAGAAGCCUGGGGGCAAAAUGAAACCAGCCGGAAGCACUGCAGGUUCCGGUUCUCAGGACAUCAGGAACGUCAUCCCGUUCAGCGGUAGAGGUAUCAUUCUGGGUGGCAGCACACAGCCGUCAGCAUCCACACAGAACCCGCCCAUCCAGAGUCCCACCCACUCGCCAAAACCUCAACAGCAGCCGGCUCGAACCUCACCAACUGACCUCAGAUCACCCUUCAGCAGCUCCACUGCUCUCCCUAAAAGGUCCGUCAGCAACCACAAAGCCUUCGUCAACAUCAACGGCUCUCCUGUCAGAAUCACCAAAAACAACGGCAGCUUGAUGAGACCGAAACAGACCACGGUGCAGGACCUUUUCCAGAACGCAAGCCUGAAAUCUCCCAAGAAAACGAAUCCAUCAGAACUGAAGCGAGCGUCUGAUACACCAGCAUUAGAUAGCGCUUUAAAUCUAAACCCUGCUAACACUAGCCCGGCUAAAAAGGGCUCCUCAAACACCUCGGGUUCUGCAGGGUCGCCAUUUUCCAAAUACUUCAGUAGCACUAAGAGUACCGGAACCGGAAUUCCAGGUCAGAUCAAACCAGAAAACAGCGUUCCGGGUUUCUCUUCAAGGCACUUUGGAAGCAGCAAAGGUUCUGCAGCUGUGAGCUCAGGUUCUGGUUCUGCAUCUCAGAUCAAAGCGGAAAAAACUGUUCCGAGUUCCAAUUUUAAAUCCUUCAGAAAUCCAAAAAGUUCUGGAACUGGAAUGUCAGCUCCUCCCAGCAUUCCAACCACCAGUUCGAGACUCUCGGGAAGUCCUGAGAAAUCCGGGUCCUUCGUUCAUGGGUCCAUUUCCAGAAGUCCUCACAAAGCUGCUGGAGGGAGGAAGAGAUGGCGGGAAGACCGGAAUUCCGCGCACAUUUUUGAUUUCUUCCAUCGAGUCAGCCAUUCACCCUCUUCCUCAUCCUCUACCUCCUUUUCCUCGGUCUCCAGGGAGCAUAGAGAGGAGAGAACUGGUGCUGAAGUGCCCUCUACAGGGGCAUCAGGAGUGGGUAGUUCCCUCCUCAGCUCUACUGCCCUCACUGUGAACUGCCCCGUGUGCCAGAGCAAAGUGCUGGAGUCCCAAAUCAACCAACAUCUCGACUCCUGUCUGAUGUGACGAUAAUAGAGAAGCAUCAUGGACACUUAGUACAUCUUGUGUGUGUGUGUGUGUGUUGUAAAACACUCAGGAGACAUCAAUCUCAGGUUUUAUUAUAUCUCAUUAGGUUUUAUUUAAAAACUGACAUUCGAUUCAAGCUUCAGACUGAAUCUGAAUCUUGAUUCUUUUCCUAAUUGCAAAAACAUGUUGUCUGAGUUUGGACAAGCCUGAAAACAUCUCCAAUAAAGUCAUUCAUCAGUCAGAAAUGGUGUGAGGGAAAGAAAUUUGUAAGCAUAACAAAAAAUGUGACAUAAUGAAUCAUUUCCUACAGUUGAGUCGACUCAGAAUCGAUUCAGAGUCGACUCAUUGUCUUACUGCAAUAGAGUUCACCUUGAAGUGUGAAAUCCAUUCACACGCUGAUGCUGUGAAAUUAGCUGAGACCCCCUGAGAGCCUCGUGAUCAUCACAGAGCAGGCGUCCUGAUCGGUCAGCGUUGCUGUGAUUGACAGCACUGAGCCAUUCAUUUACUGACCGUUCCCCCUGCCCUUGGACACAAUUAUAGCACUUCAGCGUUAUCGGAUUCCUCUCCAUCUUCCCUAGUCAAACAGGAGCUGGGAUAUUUCCAGAACAUCAUCAAUAAGUGUCAGCACUUGUCCAGGGCGUGAUUCAGCUCAACUCCAUCCAACAGCAUGAUCAUGUCUGUAGUGAAUCAGAGGAGAAAAUGACUCCCAGGUGACUCAAGAAUCACGUUUUUUUUGUUUGUUUUUUUUUCCAGGUGUGACUUUUCAGCGUCAGAGAAGAAUACGUGGUUCGUGACUCACGUCAGAGAUGGUUUAAGUGUUAUUAACAAGCUUCGGAUUCAGACGUUAUGACCGCGGUGUUGGUGUUUCCAUGUUUCAUGGUCAGUUUGUACAAAUAUCCAGCUUAAGUCUGGACGCUGCUAAUUGUUAACAAUUUUAAUAGCUGCUUUAAAAAAAAAAAAACAGCCUGCUACUCUGUUUACACUUUUUAGAUUUUUUUUGUAUCAAGUUUGAAUAAAUAUUUCCUCCAACUCUA
Messenger RNA from Hemibagrus wyckioides, 3250 nucleotides. It is a transcript of the gene sprtn, whose product is annotated as SprT-like N-terminal domain. The transcript is spliced from 5 exons. NCBI's taxonomy places the organism in Eukaryota, Metazoa, Chordata, Actinopteri, Siluriformes, Bagridae. Gene Ontology annotation, molecular function: metalloendopeptidase activity; polyubiquitin modification-dependent protein binding; single-stranded DNA binding. Gene Ontology annotation, cellular component: nucleus. Bases 282 to 2216 code for a protein of 644 amino acids. Gene Ontology annotation, biological process: DNA repair. The record is from RefSeq and is a predicted model, not a curated record.